Molecule: messenger RNA, 1755 nt
Organism: Kuraishia capsulata CBS 1993
Lineage: Eukaryota; Fungi; Ascomycota; Pichiomycetes; Pichiales; Pichiaceae
Exons: 1
Coding region: 1-1755 (584 amino acids)
Biological process (GO): mitochondrial respiratory chain complex III assembly
Cellular component (GO): mitochondrial inner membrane
Source: RefSeq, a predicted model, not a curated record
AUGCUCAAGGUGAUCACGAGGCGUACCCCGAGAUCUGUAGCUUGCUUAGGGCUCCGGUUCAACUCCGGUGGCCCACCUAAGGAGUACAAGUUUGACCCGGCCGCACACCACGAGGUGCCUAAGGACCAACAACAGAAGUACGAGUCUCAGCAACGGUACAAAGCAGUUUUAUUGGGAAUUGCUGCAUUUGGUGGAGCUAUUGGGGCUUUUCAAGUUUACAACAAUUAUGGCUGGGUUAGGGCUAAGAUAACUGGUCAUUCAGGUUUCCAAUCGGAAAUGGCUGACCAAGAAGCAAAAGCUAGGUACGACCUGAAAAAGAAGCAAGAGCUGAAGCAACAACUGGCAAUCACUGAUCCAAAUGACUCAACUGUUCCCGGAUUGUAUGUAUGUGGAUCAAAUGAGUACGGGAUCAUUUCAGCGGAUAAGAAGGUGAAAUUUCAGACGAUAUUGAAGAGAGUACCAUUCUUCGAUGGCAUGUUGCUGAGAGAUGUGAAGUUGGGCGACCAGUCUGCUUGUGCAAUUGACUCUAAGGGAAAUCUAUUCCAAUGGGGGAAGAAUUUUGAUCCAAAAGGGGUAGAACCCAGGAUCUCAGUAAAGGGUCUAGGGUUGGUGAAGUGUGAGAUUUCCAAUGGAGCUGUGUACGCGCUUGCCAAGGACGGCAGUGUGUAUUAUUUCCCGGAAUCGAGCGAGGAACAGAAGCAAUUCAAAGUUGAGAGUCGCAAUGCUAUUGGAAUUAAAUCUACCAAACAUUACCAAAAAUUGAAACUCGAGAAGGCUAAGGAUAUUGCUGCUGGAGACCAGCAUCUGGUAAUGCUUUCUUCUACCGGCAAAGUUUUCACCAUGGCUACUGGUUUCAAAAACAUUGAAAAGUCAAACGGGCAAUUUGGGUCAACCAAAAUGACCCAGUUCGAUACCCCCCCUCUUCCAAAUGUUCCUAUUGAGGUUUCGCUUCUGAACAGAUUCAAAGAUGACAAGACAGGUGAGUAUAAACCUCGCUUGAUAACUCAGAUAGCUGCAGGAAAGUUUCACACGCUGGCACUCGACAACCUUGGAUAUGUUUGGUCGUUUGGACAUAAUGUUUACGGUUCUUUGGGCAAGCAUGUGGCAUACAACACUGAGAUUAUCCCAUACCCAUCUAAAGUGGAACUGUUUUCUGCCCAUUUCAAGAAGGACGAUUUUCCGCAAUGUGUCAACAUCGCCGCUGGAGGAUUCACCUCGUUUGCCACGUUUGUUUCUUCGAAUAUCUACAAACUGUUUGAAGAAUCGUUGAAAGGAAAGAAACGCACUGAUUUUUCAGAUCUCACCCAGACAGAAUCCGAUUCGCAACUCCACCUUUCGUGGGGUAAGGGUUUGAAGGGCGAGUUGGGAACCAGCCAUUUCACCCACUCGCAACCAGAGCCUGCCAAGAUGAAGAUCUUGAACAGUUUGAAAGAUUACAACGAGGAGAAUCACAGAUUAGAGUCUACCAAGAUCAAGUCCUGGUCUGUCGGAGAAUCUCAUGUUUUGAUAACCCUUGAUAGUGGGGAUGUCUAUGCUUGGGGUGACAACGAGUAUGGCCAACUUGGAAAUGGAAAGCGCGUGAGAAGUGCUGCUCCUUUCAACCCCCCUGCUCUGGUGGAGCCUCAGGACAAAAAUGUUACUUUGAGAAAGCUGGAAAAUGUGAACAACAGACUGACCUUGAAGUCGUGGAAGAAGUACGAGCAGUCCGUUGUUGCCGGCAGUGGAGCGACUGGGCUCUAUUAUAAGCCAUUGUAA